AUGUCGGCAUACAAGCGAUCCCAUAAUAUGAUGAUCGAUCUUACCAUGGGUCAUGACAAAAUUUCAGAAAGCGAGGAAGUCUCCAACAGUACCUGCCCAAAUAGGCCAAACACCCCAAAGCGUCGUAAAGGACCUAUCCAAAUCAAAGAUCUACCAAGAGGUCUAAUCGCGGUUACUGAGUUAUCUAUCUUCAAAGAAAAGAAAGCAGAGAGUAAUGAGCUUCAAGAAAUAGCUCUAAACAUUGGAGGCUGCGUCGAAAUAGAAAAAGGGACUAUUCUCGAAGGAGAGACAAAGCCACAGACAGUAGCGUAUUUUGUGAGGAUUGCAAAGAUCUUGACCUGUCACGAAGGACAGUACGUUGUCGGCAAGCUCUUCAAACGGGUUCGUCAUGGUUACGGUCUUUUCGACAAAAUUCCUGGCGAGGUAUUUUGGCUUAGAGAUAAAGUGACCGUAAGCGUUAAACAUAUAGUCAGAGUCAGGGAACUAGUGUUAACUAAUCAUACGGAACUAACUUGUGGCGGGAUCCUACCCCGAGCUGACUGCGCGACACAGAAGACAGAAAGAUGGCAAGACGGUGAGGAUUCUGGCAGACUCAUCUGUCGGCGUCGUGCGAAUUUACGGGAUAAUGCUGAAGAUAGAGAAGGUUCAGCGAAGCACGUAAUAGGUGACGAAGGGUUCGUAAGGCUGUUAGAAGAAUUUGAAGCAGACGAAGCUUUUAGGUAUCCUCGAAAGUUAAUUAAAAGCCUUUGGACGUCUGAGAAGGACGAAGCUGUUGCUAUUGAAAAGGCAGAAAUUGAAGAGAGAGCCAUUGACUUAACUAUUCCGAUCUCAGAGGAGUCAAAGUCCUGCUCUUAUACUUCAAAGAAGAUAUAUAAAAGAACGACAAUUUCUGAAUCACACACCGGAGAGAAAAUUACUUUUAUCGUGCGUACCUCAAAGUCGGUUAAAAAACAAAAUACUAUUGCGAGUAGAGCCCCCGGGCUUCAGGAACCAGUCAAAAAACACCAAUAUACAUUCGGCGAUUUCUUUUGCGGUGCGGGGGGUGCAUCCUGUGGUGCCAAAAUCGCAGGCUUGAAAAUUGCCUAUGGAGUAGAUAAAUGGGAAGACGCUCUCAUGUCUUACGAGCGGAACUAUGGUAAAAGCAAGGCUAUCAAAGCAGAUAUAUGUGAAUUCGCAGCAAACCCCCUCAGUGUUAGCCUACCAGCGUCUCGACUUUACGCUGAUGUUAUCCAUCUGAGUUGCCCUUGUCAAUUUUAUUCCCCAGUCCAUACCGUCCCAGGGAAAAAUGACGAGAUGAACGAAGUUGCGUCCUUAGUAGUUGACAGACUGUUAAAGGUCGUUCGUCCAAGGGUAGUUACAUCUGAACAGACCUUUGGGAUCAACUCGGCCCGAAAGUUCAAAGAUCACUUUGCAAUAGUCAUCAAUCAAUACGUCCGCAAUAACUACAGUGUACGAUGGGCUGUUAAAGAUGCGACGGAAUAUGGAGCUGCCUCGGCGAGGAAAAGAUUAAUCGUUAUUGCUUCAUGCCCCGGAGAACCAGUCCCCAACUUCCCGCCACCAACUUCGUUUAAUCCCUUCCGUAUGCGUGGCGGAUUGAAUAGUCAAAACCUUCCCACAACUCCAACAAUUGGACAAGUUCUCUCCACCAUUCCAGCAAAUUCUGACAAUCACAGUUUUCGACCCUACCUACAUCCAAAGCCGUCUCCAUUCCGCUUAGACCAACCAUUUAACAAGACUAUUACUUGCGAUGGAGGUGAAGGCAAGGUUCAUCCAAACGGAAAAAGACCCUUCACCCCUCGGGAAUAUGCCACUUUCCAGACAUUUCCCGUAAAUUACAUGUUUAGCCGUACCAGUGAUACCAGCAUUAUUAAGCAAGUUGGAAAUGCUUGGCCACCCAAGUUUGCGGGGGCUAUAUACCGAGCUAUUGUCAAGCACCUCGAGAGACUUGACAGAGAAGCGGACGGACAAGAGAUUCUUUAA
Messenger RNA from Orbilia oligospora ATCC 24927, 1980 nucleotides. RefSeq lists its product as uncharacterized. The record is from RefSeq and is a predicted model, not a curated record. The coding region runs from base 1 to 1980 and encodes 659 amino acids. Lineage: Eukaryota; Fungi; Ascomycota; Orbiliomycetes; Orbiliales; Orbiliaceae. Gene Ontology annotation, cellular component: nucleus. The transcript has 4 exons. Gene Ontology annotation, molecular function: methyltransferase activity.